AUGGAAAAUCUUUUUGUCGUCAUUGCAGUGCGAGAUUUGUUGGUAUCUGCAAACAUUUCAGUCAAUCCACAAUCGAUCCAAAACUUUGUUGAAGAUUCGGCAAAACAAGUGAAGGUGCUUUUAAAAGAUGAAUUAAAAUAUAAAAUGAUAGGACUUAAGCUUGAUAUUGCAACUAGAAUGGGACGAAGUGUACUUGGUGUUAAUGCUCAAUUCUAUUCACAUGAAUAUGAGAAGAUAACGAUUCGAUCUUUGGGAAUGAUUGAGUUAAAAAACAGACAUACAGCAUCCAACAUAAGUAUUAUACUUAGUGAAUUAUUGCGAUCAUUUGACAUUGACCAGAGAUCAAUCUGUAGCAUCACAUGCGACAAUGGUGCGAACAUAAUAGCAACGGCAAAAAUAUUGCAAGCCCAUCAAAGUAGCAUGCUUCUUGGAGAUCAAAUUGAAGAAAUGCAACUUGAAAAUCAAGAAGAGUUUGACAAUGAUGAAGAAGAUGAACUUGAAUUCGAUAAUAAUGGACCAUCAGAUAUGCCAAUGCACAUUAAGAAAGCACUGAAUGGAAUUACGUCAAUAGCCGUGCUAGUUCGCUGUUCAAUCCACACAUUACAGCUAUCAGUACAUGACUCACUGAAGGAAAUCAAGCAACUAUUUGGCACUGAAUUGUAA
This is a messenger RNA of Chironomus riparius, 663 nucleotides long. The record is from the annotation of a GenBank genome assembly. Lineage: Eukaryota; Metazoa; Arthropoda; Insecta; Diptera; Chironomidae.